GUUAUCAUAGACAGCUAGCCUGGAUUGUGAGAGGACUGAGGAAUGCCGCAGAAGACAGAAGUGAUGGAGCCUGCGUUCCUACACCGAUUGUGCCGCUGACAGAGGAGAAUGAAACUGCCAUGGAGGAUGAAAUGUUCCUGGUCUUUUUGCGCUGCAUUGGAAUCAGUCCACCAGCUAGCCAGCAGGAAAUGUUUUGGAGAAUCCCAGCUGAGUUCAGCGAUUCAGACCUGACUAGGAUUGCUGAUUGUUUGGAGUCAUCAGAAGCAGAUGGCAUACACGAGAUUGUGUCCAGAGUGUUUGAAGUACCAUCUUCUUCCGUGAUUGCCUCCUCAAAUAAACAAGAAGAAAAGGCAAAGAAACGUGAAGAAAAGGCAAAGAAACGUGAAGAAAAGGCAAAGAAACGUGAAGAAAAGGCAAAGAAACGUGAAGAAAAGGCAAAGAAACGUGAAAAAGCUAGUAAUGUUAAUGAGACAAAGAGAAAACCUAAAUCAAAACGGAACGCCAUCUCGCCGUCUAGAGAAAUUUCAGGAGAGCCAGAGGCCGCUGUUAAAUCUCAGAGUUCGAAAUCAAGUCUGGCGAAAGCUGGUGUUAAGAAGCGAUUUCUGGACUCAGAUAGUGACAGUGAUGCCAAACAGCUCACAGUCAGCAAGGACAGAGACAAUCAAACAGUGGAACCCAGUGCCCAGACCACCAAAAGGCUUCGAUUCCUGUCUUCAGAUGACAAUAGUGAUAAUGAUAACGUUCCUAACCAUG
Molecule: messenger RNA, 753 nt
Organism: Candidula unifasciata
Lineage: Eukaryota; Metazoa; Mollusca; Gastropoda; Stylommatophora; Geomitridae
Source: the annotation of a GenBank genome assembly